This is a messenger RNA of Lethenteron reissneri (Far Eastern brook lamprey), 7351 nucleotides long. RefSeq names its product LIM/homeobox protein Lhx5-like. Gene Ontology annotation, cellular component: nucleus. The record is from RefSeq and is a predicted model, not a curated record. NCBI's taxonomy places the organism in Eukaryota, Metazoa, Chordata, Hyperoartia, Petromyzontiformes, Petromyzontidae. Gene Ontology annotation, biological process: regulation of transcription by RNA polymerase II; neuron differentiation. Gene Ontology annotation, molecular function: DNA-binding transcription factor activity, RNA polymerase II-specific; zinc ion binding; RNA polymerase II transcription regulatory region sequence-specific DNA binding.
GGGUAGCUCCGGACAGGCCGGACGCAGGACAAGACAGACGCGCAACAUCUUAGUUCACGUUAAAAAAAAAAGCAAAAAUCACACACUCAUCGCGUGAUCUCUCCCGAGGAGCUGCUUGCUAGCCAGCCCCGCAAGGCGCGCGUUUAUUUUUGUUUAAAAUCUCAAAGCAAAUUAUUCUGGAGUCGGCGAGCUCAAUGAAGAAGACUGCUGGAGAAGGCUUCCUCCGGCAGUCGUAGCCCGCAAGGACACCGCAGUUUGCUGCCGCUGCUGCCGUUGACUCUCUCUCUUGACCUCCGAAAGACCAUCAGAGACGGGACGCGUUCGUCGCGUCUUUCUCUCUCGGCACGGGGGAGAGAGAGCGGCACGCGGGGGGAGAGAGCGGCACGCGGGGGGAGAGAGCGGCACGAGAAGAGAGAGGGACACGCGGGGGGAGAGAGCUGCACGAGAAGAGAGAGCGGUCACGCGGGGAGAGAGAGAUCGGCACGCGGGGAGAGUCGGCACGGGCGGAGAGGGAGGAGGCGGGAGGAGGCCGCGUGCGUUCGUGACCCCCUCGCCUGCGAGCCCGUGCGUCAUGGUUUACUGCGCCGGCUGCGAGCGGCCCAUCCUGGGUCGCUUCCUGCUCACGGUGCUGGACCGGCCCUGGCACCCGGGCUGCGUGCAGUGCUGCGAGUGCAACUGCUCGCUCUCUGACAAGUGCUUCUCCAGGGAGGGCAAGCUUUACUGUCGCGAAGACUUCUUUCGGCGCUUCGGCCCCAAGUGCGCGGGCUGCUCCCAGGGCAUCUCGCCCAGCGAGUUGGUGCGCAGGGCACGCGAGCGCGUCUACCACGUGGCGUGCAUGACGUGCGCGCUCUGCGGCAAGCAGCUGCGCACCGGCGAGGAGCUCUACAUCCUGCCCGGGGGGGCAUUCCUCUGCAAGGAGGACUACCUCGCCUCCGGGCCCCCCCUCGACCCCGCAGCCGCAGCAGCCGCAGCAGCAGCAGCAGCCGCCCACGGCUCGGCCAGCAGCAGCGGCGGAAGCCCCUCGGACGCGGUGCCCCUCCGAGACGCCGGAGUCAGAUCGGUGGCCGCGACGGCGCGCAGCGACGGGAGCCCGACCUCCCCGGAGGGCGCCGCGCGUAGCCCCGACGGCGGCGAAGACGGCGAGCUGUCCAAGGACGCGGCGGGGCCCGGCGGCUCGGACAAGGAGGGCGAGGCCGAGGAGGCGGCGGGCGGUGCCGGCGGCAAGCGCCGGGGGCCCCGCACCACCAUCAAGGCCAAGCAGCUGGAGACGCUGCGCGCAGCUUUCGCGGCCACGCCCAAGCCCAGCAGGCACGUGCGCGAGCAGCUGGCCCAGGAGACGGGGCUCAACAUGCGCGUCAUACAGGUUUGGUUCCAGAACCGGCGCUCCAAGGAGCGGCGCAUGAAGCAGCUGAGCGCCCUUGGGGGACGGCGGGGGCACGCUCUCUUCCGAGGAGGGGCGCGGAGGGCGAGGCCGCUUGCGGGCCGCCUGGAGGAGGGGGAGGCAGGGGCCCCCUUCGCGUAUUACCCCGACUACCCCCCGGAAUUUUACGGACCCACGCCCGGCGGCGGCGGCGUGGGAGGCUUCGAGUUCUACCCCCCGCACUCCCAGGCGCAGACUCCGCCCGACAUGGGCUUCCUGCUGCCCGGCCCGCCGGGCGUCGGCGCCGCCGCGGCCGCUGCCGCCCUCGGGGCCCUGGAGGCUGCGCACCCCUCGCUGCUGCAGCAGCAUCACGGCGACCGCUACUCGGACCUCAUCUCUCCGCCGGGCGCCGGGCGGGACUGCCCCACGAGCCCCAACGCGGCCCUGCCCGUGCACCUGCACGGGAUGCCGCCCGGGAACGGCUUUCCCUCGGGGGCCGAGCCACCCUUUGGGCUGCACAGGGCAGGGGGCUACGAGCACAUGGGACACGAGAUGGGCGAGGCGACUGUUUGGUGACGCCAGAUUUGGUAGCCGCCGCCGCCGUCGCCGCACGUCGAUGUUGGCACGGGGAGCGCGUAGCGUAGCGUAGCGCGUUCCGUGCGCGACGCGAACGCGAAACGCGCGCGCGACUCGUUCUGCGGUCGACGUUGCGGAAGAAGGCUGACGUCCCCCACGGCGCUUGUGCCCAGGAUAGGUGCACUUUUUGUGAUCGUGACGCGUAGGCAAACACACGCAAAGCACGUGCGACCAUUGUGCGAUCGCCGAAGAGACAAAGAUCCCCCCCUUUGUAGCCUCAAACGGAUUGUUGGAGCCAGUGCUGCACCCGUUGACGUCACCGUGGGCACACGAGGUGGGCGGUGAUGUUGCCAGCACCACGCCGGGCCGCCUUUGUCUCUCCAGUGAUGAUGUUUACACACCGUAGUAUUUACAGAUUUUAACAAGGGGUGAUCCAAUGGGGAAGGCCCACGACCGGUUCACAUGUCCAUCACUCGCCACUUAGGAUGUCAGUCUUGGCCUGUAAUCGAACUGGGGCCGCCGGGUUAAUAUAACGCAGCGUGUUUAACCUUUUACGCCAUAUGCCCGAGCGGUUUGUUAAGGUUAUACGGGUGAAGGUCCUUUGUGAUCACACGCAGACGCACGCACGCACAGGCACACGCAACGCGUGCGAUCACGAGACGCACGGCUACGCGAGGAGCACAAAUGUGAACGGACAGCCACAACAAAACAAGAAGGCAACCCCCCUUCCCAAGACAUAGCAGAGCGGAAUCCUGUACUGUAAUGAAAACCUCUGAGAUGCUGUAUAGACUUUGACCAAAGGAAAUUUGCCGAGAGAGUGACUGGCUGCUCGCGACGCGAUGCUUAUGCAAGUGGACAGCCGGUUUUGCCGCGUGGGUAUGCUGACUGAUGGGGCGUACCGCGGUCGCGUCAGGAGCCGUUGUCGGGGACUUCUACAUCGGAUUGCUAAAGUUGGCAAGCGACACCUCCUGCCGUUCGCUGGAGGGACUGCCGAGGGGUCCGUCCCCGUGGGUCGCUUUUGUAACUGUGUGGCCAGACGUCAAUUAAAUUCAGAAGGCACGUACGUCGUCGAGACAAGUGUACAUAGUGCCAAAUAGGGUCUCCUUUAAAUCUGAAUUUCAAAAUGAAUGAAUAAAUAAGUAAUAAAGUGAGAAUCAAAACCAUCUAAUCAUGUAUUAGAUCGAGUGUGUGCGACGAGCGACCAAAUGUACAGAGGCGAACGCGUCCCAACAGACUAUUUGUACAUUGCCAAAUAUUUUAGGUAUGAUGAUGACGGGGUGUUUUGGGAUUGGGAAGCAGAGUGGUUUUUGGAAAACAAUUCUUGAAAUCUGCCCUGGUCCCCCCCCCUCCCCCCUCCAUCUCUCACGUGCGAAGUGGCAGACUGUGAAAUGAAAUUCGGAGCAUGCCGCGUCACAGAUUAUGUAAAGUGCUACACACGGGAGCGGAUUAACGGGGUCGUUUUAUUUUUCAAUCGCGACACCGCGACUGGACGGGGAUGGGUGUCGUAUUAUCCCUCUCCCCCCCCCCCCCCCCCAAUCUCAAUAAGUGACGCGCUGAUUCGAGAGAUGAGCUCCGGUUCGAGUUUGUAGGAAGAAGUUCAAUUUAAAUUUUGCACAAUUUUUUUUUGCAAGCGGAAGCUCGUGUUAAGUUGCCAGUUGCCCUGAUUUAUAAAAUAUCACGAUGCGUCCUUUAAAGCAAAAAAAAGAAAACCUCAGCUUUUAACUUAAUGACGGUAGCGUUCUUUUGAGAGUAGUUUUUGCGGGAUGAAAAAAUUACUUCAAGCGUGAUCGUUGCGUGUUGGUGUUGAAGAUAUGGCAAGUCUGGACAGAUGCAGAGGAUGACAAUUACAGACUCGAGCAGUUGACGGGCAAUGGUUUUACUUUCGUCAAUUUGCAUGUGAUGAUGCCCAAAUGAAUUUUUGCUGGCUUGCAGUUGCACAGGUAAAAAGUAUGUCUAAAAAGUAACUGUUCUCGCACACGUACUCGAAACACAUGUACAAACACACAACCCGUGCUCAUCACUGCACAUUACACAGAUAUGGGGCAAGUGUAAUUUAAGUUCAAUGUCUUUACAUUUGACUAUCCGUUGUUUACUUUUUUUUAUUUAAGUGGCGUUACUUAUAGCAGGCAGCUAAGUGGACAUUCUGCAAAGACGAGUUAAAAUAUUCUCAUUGACACUUUGGUAUGUUUAAGUAUUUAUUAUUGCUAUUUUAUAUUUGCUGGACAAACUGGAUUUUGUGUGUAUAAUGCAAUUUAGUACGGGUGAUAAUACUUGAUCGUGUAUUGAAAAAAAAUGUGAUGUUUAUUUAAAGUCACCUACUGAAUGUGCUAGAAUUGUGUAUUUGGAAACUUUAAUGAGAAUUUGACAUCCGUUGAUGGUUCAGUUUUUAUUAUUAGAGUAUCUUGGUCGAAACCUCACAAUGCCAAAUAUCUGCAAAAUACCUCCUUGUAAUAAAUUGUAAGGAAGGGAGAUCACUCAAGUGGUGUUCGUGACAACAAUAUCAGUGUUGAGUUAGCUUUUGCCUCUGCUGCUAUGAAAUAUGAACUUAAUAUCACCUGACUGCAAAUUCAAGUGUGGGUUCCUCCCAUCUCUUCCAAGACGUCUGCCCGGUGUGGAAGAGUAGGCCAACGGACCUCUAGAAGGGCUCGCUAAAGCUCCCUCUAGUGAAAACCCUUCCACCAUCAGCAAGAAAUUGCAGGACUGCAUAUUUACCUUUUACAAAACCAAAAAUACGCAGUGCACAGGUGUCAACGGCUUUGUCCAACUUUAUGCAAAUGCGAUCUACAUCAGGUGUGGCAAAACCGCAAGAGGCUCCCAGGGAAGCCUAAGUGCGGUUGGGCAGACACGGCUAAAAAAAUUUUAAAUUACUUUUCAAUUUCACUUUAUUUGAAACUGGAGAAAAACAAUCUGUGGAAGCAGUGAGCGGUCUGGCACACUUACAUCUGGCGGCAGAGCCAGACAUGAAUGUCCCCAAGGCACUCCCGCACAUUUUAAAACAUUCAUAACUCCGGCCAACCAGCCCGAGCGAUCCAGCCGAAUGACCACCGUGCGUGUCCUGUGGGUCACGGCCAUAUGGAGAUGUUGGUAAGCGGCUCAGAAGGUCAGGAAAGUUUGCCCACCCCAGUGGUGUACACCCACACACUAUGAGUUGAUUCGAGGACAAACUACAACCCCAGGGGAAUCAGCAACACUGGGGUGGGUGGUAAAGUUCCUGACCUGAAAAACAUAAACGUUUCAGGUAAUAAUCCCACGUUUUUUCAGGCCUGGAAUUUCAGGAUGUUUCGCUGAUAUUUUAGUUGUCCUUGAAUUGACUAAAGUGUUUGAGGGAGUAUACUGUACCUGAAAUUUUCGGUCGAAUAGCCCGAAAAGUUGUUCUACAUUGUAGUGCAGAUAUUUGCGGCCGAUAUUUUAAUGAAGAUUUGAUGGAUCACGUUUUACUUGGCUUACGACCAAAUCGCCAUGAAUGCACCCGGUGUCAGGCAUGAGCCUGGCUUAUUGAUUUAACGGCCGAUCAUCGCGGCUUGCCAGGUGUCGUAGGCGCGGUCCGGCUGAGAUGACCAAGAGAUGGCAAUGAUUGGUAAUGGCCAAACAGCACAAUGCAGGACCCUCCUGAAAAAUAGCAUUGAGACUCACUGACGUUGUACUGUUUAAAUAAUCGGCAGUUAUUAUUUUGGGUGGAUAUAUAUAUAUAUAUAUACCAUACUCUUAGGGUUUUUUUCGGUAAAGUCACGUAACUUUACCGAAAAUAAAACUAAGAGUAUGAAUCCUUGCAGUCACGAAAGCAUCAAAUCUGGAAUAUAUAUACCACUUAAAAUACCCAAACGUAUCUACUGAUGUGCUGCCUGACGGCUGUGCCAAUUCUUUACCCAGGAAAGCCUCGCUGACCCAACAUCCCGAUGCAGGACGCUCUUGGACAAAGAGUCUUGAGACUCGAUGUGGCUUGUCAUGGGUAAACAGUUGGCACUGUCAUUGCGCGUCGCUAUCCAGGAUUCAGGAGGGGUAACUGCACCAGGAUCCGCGGACGGGAGAGGCCUUGGCGCUCUGAUUCUCAAUAGAGGAUACCAUUGGGCACGGGCUCCUCAUCUCAUUCCGUACACCAGAGGCCCAUUGAUAACCAUUAUACGCCACCAGACACUAUUCAAGUGGCCCGGCAACGAUUAGUGCACUUUGCACUAAUCGCCACGCGCGCGUGUGUGUGUGUAGUGUAGCGGUUCGUGGGCUGCGCUACAAACCUGGCGACUCGAGUUCGAUUCCCGCUCACGGCCAACACCAAUGACGAUUGUCUGAACCGGUCCUGGGCCUCCCCUAGGUCGACUCAGCCUCAAAUGAGUACCUGGUGCGGUGUGUGAAUAUCGCCACUGGGGAGACAAAGGCGGUCGGGCGUGGUGCUGGCCACCCACCCCCUUGUGUACUGUUCUGGCCUUCAUAGGUUCUCGCUUAUAGCACUUGCCCCAACAGGCUGUUUAGGCUAUACGGUGGACCUUUUGUGUGUGGGUCAUAGAAGCUCGCUAACAUCACUUGCCCCAGCAAGCUGUCAAGGUUAUACGGGGGAUCUUUGUCAUUGUGUCAACAUGUGGGCAGCGGUGGUGCAGUGGUAGGCGCGCUGCGCUACGAACCCGGCGACCCGAGUUUGAGUCCCGCUCACGAGCACCAACACCCAGUGACGAUUAUCUGACUUGGUCCUGGGCCACCCCUAGGUCAACUCAACAAUGAGUGUCUGGUGCGGUGUGUCAACAUCGCCACGAGGGAGACAAAGGCGGCCGGGCGUGGUUGCUGGCCACCCCACCCCCUCGUGUGCCGAGCCGACAGCACUUGCCCCUGCAGUCUGUUCAGGGGAUCUCUAUGUGUCAACAUUUCAAGGCGGGCCCCACACCUGAGCGAACGGUCACGCGACUUGGUUGCACGUCCACGUACCCUGGACGUCUGCAACCAGUUUGGGGAGCAGUUGGGUCACAGUUUGCUCGCGGUAGAGAGACGGACUCCACACGUUAAGUAGAUCUGCUGAGCGCUUUGUAGUGACGUAUUUCACCACGUACGCAUUUCGCGUAAUCGCGAAUACGCUGUUAAAUUUCGCAACGACUCUCUCACGCGCGUACGGGGCGGUCGCAGGCGAUGACUUUAAUGUGCGCGAUUAUGAGAGCGACUCAUUGCGCGAGCGAUCGCUUCGGUGGAGGGUGGGACACCGUUUGACGCCGCGUGCCCCUGCAGCAGGAAAGACACAUUUGAAUAAAUACCGUGGAUCACGCUUUUGCGUGAAAUCCAUACGUCUGGCGCGUACGUUCCCGGCGUUUCUGUUCGUGUAUCGUUCGCCGACGUGGUACUGAUGCCACUUGAGGCUGUCCCGGAGCGGUUGCAACACCACGAGAAGCGAAACCAUGAAUUAAAUCUCUCCCAGCCACGUGGUCCCGCUACCCC